This is a messenger RNA of Microbotryum saponariae, 3188 nucleotides long. The record is from the annotation of a GenBank genome assembly. Lineage: Eukaryota; Fungi; Basidiomycota; Microbotryomycetes; Microbotryales; Microbotryaceae.
AUGCCCGUCGCUUGCGCUCAACGCUUUCGGCACACACCAGUGCAGCAGCAGCAGCAGCAGCAGCAACAACAAGCUUAUCCUCUGGCCUCGACAUCACGCACAACACUAGAUGAUGCGGACACCUUGGAACCGGUUUCGGAGGAUUCAGUUGGAGCGUGCGCCCGAAGCGAGACGGCUCAGGACCCCCCUGCGCCACAGUCUGGCUUUGGCAAGCAAGCACCACCCUUCGCAGUCACAGAUACGUUAGAGCUACACCGAACCAGGUCCGACUCGACAUCCAGCAUUGGUAGCUCCAAGGGCAAAGAGAAGGCUUGCGAUGAUGGCGAUGGGGAAGGUAUCGGCAUCGGUCUCGGCGCCGACGAUCCUGGAAUGGUCCUCGCCGCACAUACCCUGCCUCGAGUUCGUACCGUCGCCGUGUCGGAACCAUCAUGCGAAGAAGGGAGCAGCAGCAGCACCCAUGAUUCUCCCAGAGAAAAACAUUCCAUCGCUUGGGCACCGAUCUCCCCACCGUCAGCACCAGGGACGGUGCAGCAGAGUCCCUCGGCGAAACUGCUCGGCACUCCGUCUCGUACUACGACGACAACCGCGCGGCUGAGCAUCGAGACAGCCACGUUACCGAGUGGAGACCUCGCCUUCUCGCUCGCAUCGUCGACAAGACCCAUACUGAACGAAGCGGGGUCGAUACGCGGAGGCUCGGCCGAGACGAGUCAAGAGCAUUCAUCCGCCGGCCGGUCCGAUGCCCAACCCAACAUCGCCUCGACGACCUCGGGACAAACCUCGCGCGGGGAAGGGAGCGGUCCCAUCGAUGGCACCAGUUCCUUCUGGGCCACGACGAGUUGGAAAAUGAGGUCUGGGAAGGCGACUGUGGAUCAGAAACGACUUCGCGCCCUUGGGUUCAACGAAGAGCUGUCGAGGGAUUUCGACUUUUGGGCCUCGGCCGGACUGACGAUCUGCAACAUCGGUGGUUUCCCCGGCACGGUGUUGGCGGUCUUGACGGCGAUGCGAACGGGUGGAUCGUCGAUGUAUGUGUUUGCUUGGCCCAUCUCGGGACUAUUCUUCAUGAGUCUGGCUGCCGUACUCGGCGAGAUGGCUUCGACGUGGCCCGUGGCAGGUCAGUCGAUCGCCAACACUCUCCGACCUCAGUGCGGGACACAGAAAGCUGACCCUGCUUACAUCUCGUUGCUAUCGUAGGUGCCAUGUUUACUUGGACGUUCCGAUUGUGUCGAAGCUCUCGAAGGCUCGACAUUUGGGCUCGGUAUCUUUCGUGGAUCGUGGGCUCUUUCCUGCUGUGCUCGCACAUUCUGCUGCAGGUAGAUCCGAUGUGAAGCCGGGAGACUGAAGUAGAUCGGAAGGGCUGACUUUGUACAUUUCGUACGACUCCAGAUCGUCAUCACCUGGCAAUUCUCUCACAAUCUUCUCGGCACGAUCGGCCUGUACAGCAAGACGAAUAGCUCGAUCUGGGUGCCUGUGGGGAUUUGCUGGGUAGGUUGCGAGUCACGGCCUCUAGUUUUGGAGUGAGUAAUGAAUCCGCUGACCUAGUCUCUCUUAUCUGGUGUUGUCGAUAAGGCGGUUCUCUUGGGGUCUGGGCUGAUCGUCAGCUCACCUAUCGUACGCUCACCCUGGUUCUGGCGAGGUUGUGGUUUCAUGACCAUCGUCUUUUUCCUCACGCUCAACAUCACCCUUCUCACACAAGCCAAGACAAUUAAGUGGGUAUAGUGACUGGUCCAAGUGCUUGGUAGUGGAGUGUCCUGACGCUCCUACCUUGGCUCCACAGAUCCGCCAAAUGGGUGUUUUCAAACUACGAGAACGACACAGGCUUCUCCAGCAAGAGCUACGUGUACAUGCUCGGUGAGGAACAUCAAUACGUUCUGCUCGCGAGGGUUUCGUCGGCUGACUUUUUUGUCAUCGACACAGGCUGGGUAUUCACUUGCGUAGCUUCAGGGAUGGAAGCCGCCGCUCAUAUCGCAGAGGAUACCCGGGCCCCGGCCAGAACUGUGCCCCAAUCCAUGUUCUGGAGCCUCGCUGCGACGUACGGCAUGGGUUGGGUCUCGAUCUGCGUCUUGUUGGCAACGUUGGACGCUUCGAGUCUCGAUCCGACGCUGCAACCUUCCAUCGCGCUCAUCGCCAACUCGAUCCCGCGCGCCCACACAACCGUUGUUCUGAUCUUUGUCCUCCUCUCCUUCGCCUUCCAGUCGAUCGCCCAACUUCUCGCCACCUCUCGAUUCACCUGGGCGCUAGCUCGAGAAUCGGCUCUUCCUCUGUCCCCCUUCUUGCGUAAACUCACGCCCAAGAGUCGAUUGCCUCUCCGAGCCAUCUGGUGCAUCGUCGCCAUCGCUUUCCCCGCCAUGCUUCUCAUCAUCGUCGAUUACUCGAUCAUCGCGACCAUCAUCCUCGAAGGCGCCGGCUUCAGCGUCAUGUUCUCCUACACCGUCCCCGUCUUGAUCUACCUAUUCCUCCCUCGCGACGCAUUAUCCGGUGAUGGCCGAGCGUUAUGGACCUUGAGAAAAUGGAGCAAACCCGCUGCUCUUGCAGGGACUCUGUUCGCGCUCAUUUUCAUGAUCAUGCUCUGCUUACCUACGGCCUACCCCGUCAACGCGAUAUCGGCAUCCUACGCUUCAGCCGUAUUGGUCCUCGUAUUCUUAUUAGCGACGCUCGCUUGGGUCUUUUACGGGAACGCGCACUACGCGGGACCGAUCAAAACGACGACGAAAUGGACCAUCGGAGCCGAGAUUGAAUUACCUCGUUCGGCCACGAUGCAGAAAACGCCAACCCCGGCCGGGGGCACUAAUAGUCCUGUGCAAGCUUUAGGUCCACGCUUGACCGAAUCGGAAUUUUUGGGCAGGACCGCGCAUGUGUUUUCUUCGUUCGAAGGGGAGGGGACUACCACGCAUGGGAUGACGACGAGGAUGUCGGGGACGAGGAUCGAGAUGGGAAGAGAGACGAUGGGGACCUCGCAUACUGGGAUGGGGACGGAAUGGUCCACGGAUUGGGAUGAGGAGGAGGAGGAAUACUCCUCGGAGGAGGAGGAAUACUCCUCGGAGGAGGAGGAAGAAGCACCCUCGGCGGAGGCUGGGACGACUUCACGGAGUCAGAAGAAGGGGAGCAGUAGAGAGGUGGAUUCGACGAGGUGGAGACCUAGAAGGGAUCAGGAAGCUGAUGGACCUAGCACGCCGGAUGCGAGCGUGUGA